Molecule: messenger RNA, 1630 nt
Organism: Klebsormidium nitens
Lineage: Eukaryota; Viridiplantae; Streptophyta; Klebsormidiophyceae; Klebsormidiales; Klebsormidiaceae
Source: the annotation of a GenBank genome assembly
UUUCAGAGCUCACUGAACCUCUGGGGGGGACAUGGCAGAGAAGCUGCCUAGUGCAUGGAGCGUAGACGCCAAUCUGAGCAGCAAGCUUGAAACUGCCACUUGCGACCUUCAGGUUAUCUAUAGGGGCUCUGGCAAAAGUGACGCUGAGGCCGCUGCGGUGAAGGCAAACCGGCCUGUUCCAACCAGUGUGCCAAUCUUCUACUAUGAAGUGCGAGUCAUCAGCAAGGGGAGGGAUGGAUACAUCGGCAUCGGGUUUUGCGCGGACCGGGUGCUGAUGUCACGCCUCCCAGGAUGGGAGCUUCAUUCAUACGGGUAUCAUGGCGAUGACGGGUGCUCGUUCCGGGGGUGCUCGCGGGGCACCAUUUACGGGCCCACGUUUUCGACAGGGGACGUCAUUGGAGCAUGUUACAAUCAGCUGGAGCAUUACAUCAUGUACACGAAAAACGGGGUCAGCCUUGGAAUCGCAUUUCCAGGCGUCAACGAGUUACUGUAUCCGACAGUCGGCCUGCGAACUCCUGGGGAGAAAGUGGAGGCCAACUUCGGGACGAAGCCGUUCGUGUUCGACAUAGAUAGCUUUGUUCAGGAGCAAAAGCGGACAGUGCUAGCGACGAUUCAGUCAACCCCGAUUCCGGACUGUGACGUCGUGCGGCGGCUCGUGCUGUCGUACCUGACGCACCAUUGCUACUGCGGAACGGCGGCGGCGCUUGCGCGGGAUCUCGAGAAGGGCGGCCUCCAGGGGGAUCGACUAGAUAGUAUGCUGCGGAGAAAACAGCUUUGUAGUUUAGUGGAGGAGGGGCGGAUAGACGAGGCUAUCCGAUUGAGUCAGGAGGCGACGCCGAUGCUCUUCUCCGCUUUUCCGGAGGUGCUGUUCUCCUUGAAGUGCCAAAAGUUCGUAGAGAUGGUCCGCGCGGGCAAUGACGAGGCGACGAUGGCGUACGGCCGCAGCGAGCUAUGCGGCGGCGAGCAGCCAGGGGGGGCGACCGAAGCAGUGCAAGAAGUGGUUGGACUGCUCGCCUACCCCGACCCCCAGGCGAGCCCCCUGUCUUACCUGCUGGAGCAGGGGCGACGGAAGGCCGUCUCGGAAGAGCUCAACGUCGCCUUGAAAGCAUUGCAAGGGGAGCCCAGCCGGCCUCCGUUGACGACACUCUACUGCCAAGCGGCAGCCGUCCAUAAGGAGUUGGCCUCUACCGUCGGUCGAGCAGCCAGGCUGGUUGAUCUUGACUCCGACAUGCUCGGCAUCCGAGGGGAAUCAGCCUAGGUAAUUUCGGGAGGUCAUAUCUAGUGAUUGUCGCAAAAGCACAGCUCUCAAGCAAAGAAUUAGACAUGUACAAUACUUGGUGGAUCAAGCAGGUUUCUGAUGACGAUGUGGUUUGCCCCUUCUUAGGCUAGUGUCAUUGAUGAGCGGUAGAUGCGCGCGUUUGGCAUAAGUAGGGAGUUGGGACUCCUCAGGUAUGGUCAAGGAACUUGGAGUAACGGCAGCCGAGCUCGGCGUGUCACAUUUACAUGGUCGUGUGGCGCCAUUGCAGAGGAUUUAAAGCAGUCAUGAAGAACGAUCCUAACGUUGAUUCUCGUCAUUUAUGCGUGAACCGAUUGAUCAUUCAAACAUACUGUCUGUCGUAGUCGAAUCAAG